Gekko japonicus is the source of this 2064-nucleotide messenger RNA. RefSeq names its product solute carrier family 37 (glucose-6-phosphate transporter), member 4 (gene SLC37A4). Gene Ontology annotation, biological process: phosphate ion transmembrane transport; glucose-6-phosphate transport. NCBI's taxonomy places the organism in Eukaryota, Metazoa, Chordata, Lepidosauria, Squamata, Gekkonidae. Gene Ontology annotation, cellular component: endoplasmic reticulum membrane. Bases 53 to 1408 code for a protein of 451 amino acids. The transcript is spliced from 9 exons. The record is from RefSeq and is a predicted model, not a curated record. Gene Ontology annotation, molecular function: glucose 6-phosphate:phosphate antiporter activity.
CCUCCUCCUCCUCCUCCGGGGCCCAGCCAGGAGAGACAGCUCCCGCACCGCCAUGGCGGGGAAAAGCUACGGCUACUACCGGCUGGUCAUAUUUGCCGCCAUGUACCUUGGCUACACGCUGUACUACUUCAACCGGAAAACCUUCUCCUUUGUCAUGCCGUCGGUCAUGGAGGAGAUAGACCUGGACAAAGAUGACCUGGGCCUGAUCACCAGCAGCCAAUCUGCCGCCUACGCCAUCAGCAAGUUCGUCAGCGGAGUCCUCUCUGACCAGAUGAGUGCCCGCUGGCUCUUCUCCUCCGGCCUGCUGCUGGUGGGCAUCGUCAACGUGGUCUUCUCCUGGAGCUCAACAGUGGCCGUCUUCGCUGGGCUGUGGUUCCUCAACGGGCUAGCCCAGGGCCUCGGGUGGCCUCCCUGCGGGAAGGUGCUUCGCAAGUGGUUUGAGCCUUCCCAGUUUGGGACGUGGUGGGCGGUCCUCUCCACCAGCAUGAACCUGGCCGGCGGGCUGGGCCCCAUCGUGGCUGCUCUGAUGGCGCUGAGCUACGACUGGCGCACGACCCUGGCGCUCUCGGGCUCAGUGUGCGUGGCUGCCUCCGUGGGGUGCCUGCUUCUAAUCAAGAACGAGCCCUCGGACGUGGGGCUGCCCAACAUUGAGCCGGGGCCCAAGAAAGGGAAGAAGGGCUCCUCGUCGGAGGACAGCACCCUGGCCGAGCUCCUGCUCUCCCCCUACCUCUGGGUCCUGUCAACUGGCUACCUGGUGGUCUUUGGGGUCAAGACCUGCUGCACGGACUGGGGGCAGCUGUUCCUCAUCCAGGAGAGGGGGCAGUCGACAUUCGUCGGGAGCUCGUACAUGAGUGCCUUGGAGGUUGGGGGCCUGGUGGGCAGCAUUGCAGCCGGCUUCCUCUCAGACCGAGCCGUCGCCCGGGUGGGCCUAUCGCAGUACGGGAACCCUCGGCACGCACUCCUCCUCUCCAUGAUGGCCGGCAUGUCUGCUUCCAUGUACCUCUUCCGGGUCACAGUCACCAGCAGCUCUCCCAAGGAAAGCAGCUCUUGGAUUGUAGCCCUCCACCCUCUUGCUAUCCUUGUGGGCUUAACAGAACAUGAGUUAUGGAUUCUGAUCUUGGGAGCUGUUUUUGGAUUUUGUUCUUAUGGACCAAUCGCAUUGUUUGGCGUCAUAGCCAACGAAAGCGCCCCGUCCAACCUGUGUGGGACAUCGCAUGCCAUUGUGGCGCUCAUGGCCAACGUGGGAGGCUUCCUGGCCGGACUGCCCUUCAGCACGAUCGCCAAGCACUACAGCUGGGGAACGGCCUUCUGGGUAGCAGAGCUGAUGUGCUCCGCCAGCACCGUGGCCUUUUUCUUCCUGAGGAACAUCCGCACCAAGAUGGGCCGCGUGCCCAAGAAGGUGGACUGAAGCCCGGGAGUGACACCGCUGCGGAGGAUCUUCUCGCUACCCCCACAGGACAGGCAGGGCAGAAGCCAGCUUGGGGGCUGCAGGCUUUGGCCGUCUCCUGAAAUACCUGGCAAAGCCCCACUGUGCCCUGGUGGCUCAAGCCACUCAUCCUGGGCGGACCUGAUUAACCGACAGUAGCCAAGCCAAGACGUGGCAGCGCCGUUGGUGACCCAGAACCAGCCCCCCCCACACACACUGCCUUCUCUCUCUUCACUGUUUGAAUGGUGGCAGGUGAGCAGAACUGCACCCUGCCCCACCUGCAAGCUGCGUGAACAGCGGGGAAGGAAGGAAGGACGGACUCACUCACUGCAAUGCUACCUUGUCUCCCAAAGUGACAUGUCUGUCUUCUGAGACUGCCUGUGUGCUUCAGAGAAAUGUGAUUGGGCUUAGGAAAGGAUUGCCAGAAAUGUCUAGGCCCAGGAAAAUGUAUGAAGGCUACACCUGCGGGAUAUUUGCACAAGCAAAACUACUAUCGCCCUUCUCCUUGGUAGUGAAACAAUGCAGCACCCAGCAGUUUUGCAGCUGCUGUUUGGAGAACAUCUUGCAAUGAGAGUGGAGAUGGCUCCAAAUCAAUUCACUGUAAUGAAGUAUCCACUGACUAAAAUAAACGGUGCGAC